UCGUAAAAUAUGAUAAGCUGCUCAUCACCUAUUCUACCAAAAACUUGGAAUAAUUCUAACUAACUAAUGCUAAGUUUAAUUGCUCCCCCUGAAAACCUUAGUCCAGAAUAUUUUAGUUCACUAUUAAACCAGUAAGAAUUUAUCUUAUAAAAGGUAUGGACCUGUGUAAUAAGUAAAAAUUUUAAAUAAAUCCUUAAUGGAUUUUAAAGUAUUUGUAGAAAUGGGUAAUUCAGAGGCAGCAAAGUUAGCAAAACAAUUUCUUGAUUAACUUUCUUCGAAUUUUGUUAAAUGUUCAUAUUAUCAUGAAGAUAAACUCAUUUCAUCUGAAUCAUCUAAAAAUUACUCGUUUGACUCCUUAGGUGAUUCAACUAUUAGCCCAUAAAAAUACUAGCAUCAGACUUCGUUAAUUGAAAGUAUAUAUUUAUUCCAUAUAUUAGGAGACUUAAAAAAAGACAAUUAAUAGCCUACUUGUAUGAAAACAUUGUCUAUAAAUUAAAAACCAACUAAAUCUCCCUAAUAAUUGUAAUCCACUAAGACUUUAUGUAUAAGUGGAAUUAAAGGAAAAUAAUUAGAUGCUAAAAAAUUGUAUAAUAUCUUUAGUAAUUUCGGAAAUAUUGAUAAAAUCUUACUUAUAAAGUAAAAAUAAUUAAUUAUUCAAUAACUAGAAUAAAAAAUUUCGCUUUUGUAAAAUAUCUUAAAAAUGAUAAUGCCAUGUUCGUUUUCUAGAAUUGUUAAAAAUUAGAAUUCUUUGAUAGCAUGAUUUCAAUUUCUUUUACUUCAGAAGAUUCAAUAGAUAAACUAAUUGGUCUUGAUACUCUUUAUUAAGAAUCAGACUAUUAUAUAGGUUCUGAAGAAUCAGAUAGGUAUCAAUAUUGCAUAUUUGAUAGAUUUAAUUGUAAUAAUAAAAUGAUUCUUUUACCACCAAGUCAAAUAUUGCACAUCUCAAAUCUUAAAAAGGUUUCUUCAAAUGCUGAAACUAUGUGGGAUGUAUUCUCUGAAUUUGGUGUUGUUUAAGUAUUUAAUUAUCUAAUUAUUAGGCUGUAAAAGUAUUAAAUACAUAAUUCAAAUUCAUGUGUUUAGUAAAGAUGGAAACUCUUAAGCAAGCUUUAGAAGUUAUAGCUCUAAUGCACGAUUAAGAGAUUGAUGAGAGAAAUGUAUAAAUCUCAUUCACAAAAACAAAAAUUUGA
Molecule: messenger RNA, 1187 nt
Organism: Paramecium sonneborni
Lineage: Eukaryota; Ciliophora; Oligohymenophorea; Peniculida; Parameciidae
Source: the annotation of a GenBank genome assembly